Molecule: messenger RNA, 1744 nt
Organism: Drosophila gunungcola (fruit fly)
Lineage: Eukaryota; Metazoa; Arthropoda; Insecta; Diptera; Drosophilidae
Exons: 3
Coding region: 207-1673 (488 amino acids)
Source: RefSeq, a predicted model, not a curated record
AACUCCAAUCGUACCAUCAGUUCGAACACCACAGUCUCCCUGUCUGGACACCAAUUCAAAAUCUAAAUCAAAAUUUUAAAUUAUUUCUCAAAAUUUUAAAAGUGCGUGUGUUUGGGCGAGGAAAUUAUAAAUUUUGCAAAAACCAAAAGCUAGCGGAAAUUUUCUUUUGGCAUCGGUGCUAAAGUUAUAGUUUCUUAUUCGGCAUAAUGUCUGAGAAAAUGGAGAAGUCGGAGAAGCCACCAAAAAUUGCAGGAAACUUUCUGUACAUGUUUGAGUUUGUGGUGGACGACCUGCUGAUCACGCGACAGAAUAUGUGUGCGCCGGAGGAGUAUCCCACCUGCACGGAGAUCACGUUCCGCUCGUCCGUCUACGUGAAUCUCUGCGAUCGCGAGGUGGGCACCUGCGCUAACCCCUGUUCGCCCAAGUGCGGAAAGUGUGCCCUGUUCACGCUGGACUCCCCGAUCACGGACAAGGAUGUGCUGCAGGUGCAUGUGUACAAGAAACGCACGGAGAGCUGCAAGUUUCUGAUAGGAGUGUCGGAGCUGAAGGUGAAGCCAAUCUUCGAUAGAGUAAAGGAGUCCUUCGACAUUGAGAAUCCCGAGUGGGAGGGGGCCAUGCUGGGUCACAUUGCCCAGUUGCCUAAGCUGAAGGGUCCCAAUAGCAAGGGUCUGCUGGACAACUGUGCCUGCUACGAGAAGCUAAACGAACGCCAUGAGCAGUGGUGUCCCACUUCGGAGCUAUCAAAGCGAUUGCUGCCCCUGUUCAAUCUCUGCAAGAUGCAGACUGGCAACAUAGUGCUGAUCCUGAGACUGGUCUGCAAUGGUCCGGCCAUAGUGUCCACCUUUCCCUUCAGCAAGGUCUGCUCCCGCAAUCCCAAAUGCCCGGAGCCCUGCUGUGGACCCUGUGGUCCCUGCCCACCGCCUCCUGGCUGCGGUGCCAGCCCAUGUCCUGCUCCCUGUCCACCGCCAUCCUGUGAUCCCUGUGAUCCUUGUGGUCCUAGCUGCGGUGCCGGGGGAACUGCCACCGGUGGACCCAUGGAGAAGAACAAGUGCUGCAAGGGUCCGUGUGCCCAGCCCCCUUGUCGUCGCUGCACAAUGGUGGACCCAUGUGCCAAGCGCAUCGAGCCGCCGGCCAAGUGCCUGCGAUACUACUCCUGCAACCUGAACAAGCUGUGUCCCUGCGAUUACUGUGAGGACGAGUUCGACAGAGAAUGUCCCACUGUGCCCACAAGGCGCUGCAACAUGUCGCCCAUCGAACAAAAGCUGCAGAAAUGCGGUCCCUGUGGGGGCAUUCCACCAUAUCCCCGCUUUGUCCAGGAGAAAUUGGAGGCGGAACUCUUGAACAAGCCGAACAAGGAUCCCAAGAAGGACAUGGAUGGCAAAAAGGAUAAGGAUGGUAAGGACAAGGACGGCAAAGGCAAGAAGAAGCGACAGGCAGGUGGUGCCCUUAACUGCGUGGGCGACCACAAUAGUCCUUCUGCCCUUUACGAAGAAUGCGAUCCUGUCUGCAAUGGUGUCCUCCAGGCCACCAGAAAAAUGAGGUACAAGGAGCCGAUUGUCGAGUGCAACAGGCGCGAGGAAGAGUACAACAUGGCCUGCGAUGAAGCGCGAAAACGGGCUGUGCGGAAAUUGCGCCAUUUGUUGUUGAAGUACAAUAUCAAAAUUGAGAAUUAAAGGCCUUUCGAAUACAACGCAACUCUUAAGACAUCUGCAGAAGUACCCAGUGAAUAGUUAUAUAUAUAAAU